CGAGCCCGCCCCGGCCCCGCCUCCGGCCCCGCCGCCGCCGCUUUUCCGGCCGUCGCAAAACGGGGCGUAAAAACCAAGCGCCGCCCGGUGCGGGGACACGGAGGAUCUUAUGGUUCUCCAGCACAGCUCCUGCCUGCCAAACCUCACGUCCUAGGCCAGCCGACCCAUGAGCGGGCACCGCAGCAGCAGGAGGAGAUGUGGGGAGGCCCAGGCCGAGGCCCCCGCGGGCUGUGGGCACGGCCCCGGGGCUGGGUGUGUGCUCAGCAAGCUGGUGCAGCUGCCCACGCCCCCCCUGAGCAAGCACCAGCUCAAACGGCUCGAGGAGCACAAGUACCAGAGCGCAGGCAGGUCCCUGCUGGAGCCCCUCAUGCAGGGCUACUGGGAAUGGCUGGUGGGCAGGGUGCCCGCCUGGAUCGCCCCCAACCUCAUCACCAUCGUCGGACUGUGCAUUAACAUCCUCACCACCCUGCUGCUGGUGUGGUACUGCCCCACAGCCACAGAGCAGGCACCUCCCUGGGCAUACAUUGCUUGUGCUUGUGGCCUUUUCAUCUACCAGUCCCUGGAUGCCAUAGAUGGAAAACAAGCCAGGAGGACAAACAGCAGCACUCCCCUGGGAGAGCUCUUUGAUCAUGGCUGUGAUUCCCUGUCCACAGUCUUUGUGGUUUUGGGAACUUGUAUUGCUGUGCAGCUGGGCACCAACCCUGACUGGAUGUUCUUUUGUUGUUUUGCUGGGACAUUCAUGUUUUACUGCGCUCACUGGCAGACCUACGUCUCGGGCACGCUGCGCUUUGGGAUAAUUGAUGUGACUGAAGUGCAAAUCUUCAUAAUAAUCAUGCAUUUGCUGGCAGUGAUUGGAGGACCUCCUUUUUGGCAAUCUCUGAUUCCAAUCCUGAAUAUCCAGGUGAAAAUAUUCCCAGCUCUCUGUACUGUGGCAGGAACCAUCUUCUCCUGCACCAACUACUUUGGUGUGAUCUUCACAGGGGGAGUUGGCAAAAAUGGCUCCACCAUAGCAGGCACCAGCGUGCUGUCCCCGUUCCUGCACAUCGGAGCCGUGCUCGCCCUGGCCGUGAUGAUCUACAAGAAAUCGGCUGUGCAGCUCUUCGAGAGACACCCCUGCCUCUACAUCCUCACCUUCGGCUGCGUCUCCGCCAAGAUCACCAACAAGCUGGUGGUUGCUCACAUGACCAAGAGUGAGAUGCACCUGUACGACACAGCUUUCCUGGGCCCCGCUCUGCUCUUCCUGGACCAGUAUUUCAACAGCUUCAUCGACGAGUACCUCGUGCUCUGGAUCGCCCUGGUGCUGUCCCUGCUGGACCUGCUCCGCUACUGCGUCAGCGUCUGCUCCCAGAUCGCCGCCCACCUGCACAUCCACGUGUUCCGCAUCCAGGGCCGCCCCUCCCACUCCAACCACCACUAGGGAACCGGGAGUCGCCAGGAAAACCGGGAAAGGGUUGCUCUGCUGCGUGGCCGGGUGACGGAGGAGAGCGGAGGCGCGACGAGACCCAAGUAAUUAACAAUCGCGAUCACUUUGUCUGACUCUGGCUCUGGGACCGGUGACACUCCCCGACAGUCUCCUGCCUCGGGAGAGCCCAUUCCAGAGGCAGCUCCGCAGUCAGCCCUGUCGGUUCCGGGCCUGGGAACAGCACGCAGGGAUAACGCUCUGUCUUUGUGAUUCCCUUGAUUCCAAAUUAACUCUCUGGCGAACGGAUCCCCACGAGUCUCUAACGUAGUGUCAGUGCAGCCAGAUCUGCUUUGGGUUCUAAUCUCUCAUCAUCUCCUAGUGAAAUACUCCCGUAGUUCCACUCAGAUUGAUUUUACUAAAGACCUGAGCUGGUUAAACACACAAACACCCCGAGGUAUCUCACUGCCUUGCCUUGGAGCCCGGGCUGGGCUGGUUUUUCUUUUUUUUUUUUUUUCCGCUUGUGCAUUUGGAAAAACGAACAAACAAACAGAGAAAAAAGCGGGGUUUUUUGUGCUGGAAAGAAAAAAAGGACGUGUUGAACAGGGUUCUGCUGGCAAAGGGGUGCCCGGCAUGCAAAAUAGUGUGGUAUCUUUGUCUCAAUUAAUUUUAUUUUUUUAAAUAAACGUUAUCUAAAAAAAAAGAAAACUUUAUUUCGAAGCGAUUUUCUUCGGUGGAAAAAGACUAUAAAGAAGGAAGAAAGAAAGAAAAUUUUACUGUUUACUUUUUUAUGUAUAAAAACUUAAGGCAAAAUUUCCUUUCUGCUCUUAAUAAAGAAGAAUUCUGAGGGCAA
Messenger RNA from Corapipo altera (White-ruffed manakin), 2252 nucleotides. It is a transcript of the gene CEPT1, whose product is annotated as choline/ethanolamine phosphotransferase 1. Gene Ontology annotation, molecular function: diacylglycerol cholinephosphotransferase activity; ethanolaminephosphotransferase activity. The record is from RefSeq and is a predicted model, not a curated record. Lineage: Eukaryota; Metazoa; Chordata; Aves; Passeriformes; Pipridae. Gene Ontology annotation, cellular component: endoplasmic reticulum membrane; Golgi apparatus. Bases 167 to 1417 code for a protein of 416 amino acids. Gene Ontology annotation, biological process: phosphatidylethanolamine biosynthetic process. The transcript is spliced from 9 exons.